CUCGCUCAGGUGAAGAGUAUCCAUUUCCACAUAUGCAGUUAGUUGAGCGCAUACUAAAGAGCGCCAUUACUAUAUACAAGUAGGAGACCGCUCCAACUAGCACCACUACUCAAUAGUUUGGCACAGUAAACAAGCGUACAAGUAGUGACAUUACGUAGUCUGACUUCACAAUAGGUUUCCAAAUAAUUUUCUUGUAUGCCUGUAACUGCGUGUAUAUUGCCCUGCGGCUGUUGCUGAUGACCUCAAAGAGCGUAAAUUCCAAUUGUGCGCCACCAACACACACACUCAACUGAGCAUGAGAAAUUCGCAUGCCACAAUACUGUAUUUAUGUAUAGAUUCAUGUAGUUGUAUGUGUGUGUGUGUGUGUAUCGCCUUCAUGCUUGCCACUGUUACUCACUGUUGUUGCCACAAACUCACCGACACUAAUGGGCAUGGCCCAACUCAGCUGCUCGCUGUUGCUUCGGCUUGCAUAGCCGUCGACGAAACUCGUUGGGGAAGAGCAGUUUUUCUGCUGGCAUUCAUCAGUGAAGUUGUGUUGUCGUUGCCGUUGUAGCCGUCGUAGCCGUCGUAGCCGUCGCGCGGUCCACUGUCAGUUAGUUAGUUGUUCGUUGCCUUAGCCCAUGCGUUUGGGUUUGGUUUGCCGUUUUAUUUCUGUGUGUGUUUUCCUCGAUACUUUUAUCGUUGCGGUGUUUUCAGUAAAGGUAAAAUAGAAGAAAAUAGAAUAUUUUUAAAAAUUUAUAUAAAUAUAUAAAACUCGCACUCGAAUUUCUUGACGCGUAAUUUUGUGUGUUUUAAGUGCGAAAUAAGUGUAAGCGUUUAUCAAAUAAAUAUAGCAGCGUGUGUGUAGCGGCAUUCGCGUAAGAAAAACAACAAAAAAUUGUAGUGCUCGCGCAACAACAGCAAAUAAGCAAACUGCUGGGCCAACUUGCGCUCCCUGUCCCGCAAAACCGUGUUACAUGGCUGGCGUCUGCUAAACGCUGACGCUGCUGCUGUUGCAUUUAAAUGAGAACCACAGCGACGCCAUUCAGUCUGCACGUUUUCGUCGUUAUCAGCCGGGAUUAAGGCUUAAGGAUUAAAGGUGCUUCAACUGUGACAAGGAGCACUGAGCAAAUGCAAGAAGGGGGCGCAGAAGAAACAACAACAGUGUUGUACAUAUGUGUAGCGUAGCAUCUCAAAAUGUCACAUAUUUAGAUUUUACCUCAGCAAAUCAGCUGUCAAGCUGCGGCAAGCCUCAAUCUGCCAUAUUUGAGCUCACAAAGGCUUCGGUCUCAAACAGCGCUACCAACCCACCUGCGUCUUUAGCGCUUACUAUGCCGCGAAAGCGGUACUUUUAAGUGGAUAAUUUACUUUGCCUCAUAAGCAUAUGCAUAAAUGCAUAUAAAUAAGCGGAAGUUACUAGUUCGUGCUUGUGCGGUUAUGCUGUAGCCGGCGUCUGUGCAUUGCUGGUAAAUCUCAAAGUUUCCGGUUUUGCUGUGUUGCAGUAUUUAAGAAUAAAACCGCAAGUUGAGUCAGUGAAGGAGUGCCCUCUUUCAGCGGAUAUUUUCAGUGAACGUUACGCUAUGUUUACUUUGCGCGCGCCAAACAUUUAACCAAGCGCCUACCCCUCGAAUACUCUAAACACGCACUUUGCUUUGCUCAACAGCGACGCGCCCACAAAUGUCUGACGAAGUGCCUUCGGGGCGCUUAUCGCAAAUCUUCGAUUCGCUUACCAAUCUACAACAGCAACAAGUGCUACAUGCGCGCCGCCGUUCUGCGUCUUCAUCUUCACCUUCGCCAGCUAAUUCUGGCCGCGCCACGCCAUCCACUGCCAGCGCUGGUCAACAACCGUUUGCCUUUCACCAUCAGCACUUCAGCAAUCAUGCGCAUGCGUAUUAUAUGCGGGCGCAGGAUGGCAACGCGUAUAUGCAUACCUUUCCAGCGGCGGCGGCGACGCAAGCGCAUCAUCAUCAUCACUUGCAUCACAUGCAAUCGGCGCACUACUAUGCGCAUCAACAAAACGCACAACAGCAGCAGCAGCAAUUGUACUGCGGCGCGCAGCAACAGCAAAUGUCCUUACCACCCAUGUAUGCCUCACAGUCGUUGAACUCAUCGCCUUUGCUCACCAAACGCGCCACAUCCUUUAGCGGUAACAUGCCCUUAACGCGUCCGCACUGUGAAAAUAUCGCCGCAAUGCGCAUCUCUGUGGCCACAUCGGGCGCGAGUGGCAAUGGCGUCUCGCAAUCAACGCCAAAUAGUCCGCGUUUAAUGCCACGACGUGUGCAGCGUCCACCGCCCAUACCAGCUAAGCCAAGCGCGGCGUCGCUGCAAAGCGCUAGUGGGAGCGGUAAUGUUGCUAUGGCUAAGAAGCACGUGUCAGCGUCCGGCAGUGAUGCAGCAGAAAAGUCAGAUUCGGGCGCGACGCAGUCGGUUACUGGUGCGACGAUUAAUCCGGGUUUGGCCGCAUUAGAUACCGAUGCGCCUUGGCCGCAUUUCUCCACGCUCACCGAACAUUUGGAUGUGCAUCAGGUGAAUAACUACGCGCAACCAGUGCCGGAGAUUAACUGGCAAGAACGUUGUGUAGAACUUCAACUCGAGCUGCAUCGCUCCAAGAAUCAAGCCGGCCGCAUACGUGAUAUGCUACGUGAAAAGUUAUCCGAGUUGGAACAGCGCGUUGUAGAGGCGGAAGAGCGUGCUGAAGAAGCGGAAGAUAAGGUGCGGGCUAUGGAACAGCGGCUGAGUGAAUGGCCCAAACCACCACAGUCAGCCACUGCCUCGCCGAUCCAUCAAAGCCAACAACAGCAACAACAACAAUCGACACUAACCGCACAGCAAUCAGGUAGUCUUCCUACUCAAGAGGCUGAAAAAACCAUCACCUCAUUGGAAAUACAAGUUGAGGAGCAACGUCAAUUGCGUCUACACGACGCUCGACAAGUCGAAGCAAAAGCGGCAAAAAUCAAAGAAUGGGUCACCAAUAAACUACGUGAACUCGAAGAACAAAAUCAAUUGUUGCGCGAACAGAAUGUUAAAUGUAAUCAACAAUUGGAGCUAUUAAAGAAUCAUAUCGCCAAUCAAUCGAACCGACACAGCAUCGUCGGACCACAUCCAGUGCGCAAUAGUCUGAGUUUGGAUGUGCAAGAGUUUGCCGACUCAGCAGAGGGACGACGACGCAGCGAAAGUUUAGAUCCGCAAGAGAUCAUCAAUCGCCCAUUAACCGCUUCAUAUCCGCAUCAUCAGCAUCGACGCAAUCUCAGUAUGGAACCGCAAGAGCUCGAACGUAAUUUGGUUGCGGCCGUAGAUGGUUUAACGCUCACACCACUCUCCAGCAUCUCGAAAGCGUCCACAACGCGACCAGAUAGUUCAGAUACAGAUACUGCACAUGAUUAUGCUGAAAUCUAUACUCCAUCGUGUGAAAAGCUGCCAGCCUGGAUGAAAAACAAUCCAGCGUUAAUGGCGAGCGGCGGUAAUUCCAGCACGACAACCACUACCAGUGAUUUGGGCGUACCACGUCCACCAACGCCACCAUUACAUCGUUUCCCCAGCUGGGAGGCGAAGAUUUAUCAAGUAGCCAACGAUGGGCUGAGUGGCGUGAGUGAGGAGAACCUUGUGCAGCAUCAACAAGAUGUGCACGCAACGCAGACGCACUCACAACCGCCACCCGACAUACAGGAGUCCACAAGUGGCGCGGCGUCGGGAGGCAGCAAUAGCGCCUGCAAUACGCUAGCAAACGGCGGCGGCCAUGGACGUGCUACGCCUUCAAACAACGGUACAUUGGGUAGCACGCGCGGUGAGAGUGGCGCUGGCGGUAAUGGCGUACCUGGAACACCACAGCUGCCCACACGUCAACAGCAGACUGCAAGCGGAGGUUUCUGUGAUAUAUCGGUGCCCGUUUAUGCGACCGUCAAAGGGCGCGCCUCACAAAUACGUUCCAUGCCCUUCACGGGCGACUCCAGUGAUGACUCGAGCGAUGGCGAAGAUCAUGCCGUUAUGCUAACGCACAAUUCACACAACUCAUCAAGCACCGACAACACGGAAACAUCAACUUCGGGUAGCGCAUCGAGUCCUUCGAAGAGCCUAAAGACAUCCUCGAGUUUGAGUCCAGCUAAGCGUAGUGGUUCGGAGAGUCCAAAGAAUACGAAAGCACGUGCUCACCAAAUGCACAUAUCCAGCACACAUUACACCAACGCCAAUAUCAAACACAACAAUCAUUACAACACAAUGCACACAUACAACAAUACACAACAUUUAGGUCCUUACACCAAUACACAUACAUUACCAUUACCAAAUCACAACAACAAUGCCAACAAUCACGCGACUACCAACAAUCAUCUACGUCUCCCCCACAUGCGUGGUACAGUAAUUUCAGAUAUUUCCUUUGAAUCAGGCCUGUCGGAUGAUUACGCCUUGCCACCGGAUGCGGUAUCAGAGUCCACGUGCAUGGACGCCUCCAUGCCGUCGCUGCUAAUGCGACAAUCGUAUGUGGACUCGCCAAGCAAGAAGCUCGAAUCGCUCGAAAAGAUGGGUCAUCUUGCCAAACUCGGAGGCAAACUGAAAACGUGGCGUAAACGUUGGUUUGUCUUAAAGAAUGGCACACUCACCUAUUGGAAGAGCCAACACGAUGUCAACCGUAAGCCACAAGGUCAGAUCAUGUUGGAUGAGGCAUGUCGCAUUAAUCGUGCCGAAGGUGCUUCCACUUUUGAGAUUGAUACCGGCAAGAAGGUUUACUAUCUUACCGCUGAUUCGAAUGCAACAAUGGAUGAUUGGAUACGCGUGCUGCAGAAUGUGCAGCGUCGCAAUGCGACCAAGCUGCUGUUGAGUCGUGACGAUCAGAAGCCCACCAUACAGGGUUGGAUCACAAAAGUGAAGAAUGGACAUGCAAAGAAGUGUUGGUGUGUGCUUUUGGGUAAAAUGUUCCUCUACUUUAAGGCGCCAGGCGAGACGAAUCCGCUUGGUCAGAUAAAUAUGCGCGAUGCACGCGUCGAAGAGGUCGAACAUGUUUCCGACUCUGAUUCGGAGGAGCGUGAAGAUCCGACACAGAGUCAGGCACGUCUUACCGUCGCCAUUUAUCCAGCACAUCAAGGUCCCACAUACCUUAUACUACCCGGCAAGCAGGAACGUGAUAAUUGGCUAUACCAUUUAACUGUGGUGUCGGGUGGUGGCCCAAAUGCGGGCACACAAUACGAACAACUCGUACAAAAACUUAUGGAGACUGAUGGAGAUCCCAAUUGUGUUCUAUGGCGCCAUCCAAUUUUAUUGCAUACCAAAGACGCCAUCACUUCACCGCUUACCUCGCUACACUCAGAAGCCAUGCAGCCCGAAGCUAUUAAAUUGUUUAAGAGCAUUCAACUCUUCAUGUCAGUAGCUGUCAAUCAACCCGGCAUCGAUUACCACGUCGUCUUGGCACAAAAUGCUUUACAACACUGCCUGGAUAUGCCCGAAUUGCAAACGGAAAUGAUCGGCAUAUUGGUGAAGCAGACAUCACGGCACACGGGCCAGAAGCUUAGUGUCGGCGUCCAGGUAAACAAGAAACUGGGCAAGCAAACGCGCCAACUACUUCUGUGCGCCACGCAGAGCCUCUUUACUUGUGAUACACAACAAGGUGGCGCCGCACAGGCCAACGGCAGUUCACCAACAUCCAUACAGGCUCCCGCUCCGCCACCUAUCAUCGAUUGCAAAUCAAAUCCACCCGCCUACUCGUUCGUCCAAGGCUGGCAAUUGCUCUCGCUCGCCGUCUCGCUGUUUGUACCCAAAUCGAGUCGUCUUCUAUGGUAUCUGAAACUACAUCUCUCACGUAAUGCGGACACGAAAACUGAGACGGGUAAAUAUGCCGCCUAUUGUGAGCGCGCAUUGGAGCGUACAUUGAAGAAUGGCGGUCGCGAGACGAAACCCUCACGCAUGGAAGUCCUGUCUAUAUUGCUGAAGAAUCCAUAUCAUCACUCACUGCCACAUGCUAUACCAGUACACAUGAUGAAUACCACUUAUCAGGUCGUCUCAUUCGACGGCUCGACUACAAUCGAAGAGUUCCAAACUACGCUCGCGCAGGAGAUUGGCACACGUGACGCCACCAACGGUUUCUGUCUCUUCAGCGACGAUCCAAUCGAAAAGGAUCUCGAACACUAUCUCGACCCGCUCGCUAAACUCUGUGACGUCAUCUCAAAGUGGGAGACCGCCUUGCGCGAAAAAGGUUCCGGUAAAUUCGAAAAUACACGCGUCAUACAGUUGACCUACAAGAAUCGUCUCUACUGGCGGCACACAGUCAAAUUCGAAACGGACAAGGAACGUCUGCUAUUUUGCUAUCAAACCAAUGCACAGAUUGUGCAGGGACGCUUUCCGUUGUCGCGCGAUCUAGCGCUCGAGUUGGCUUCGCUGAUGUCACAAAUCGACAUGGGCGACUACUCGCACGAAAAAUCACGCGGCACGGGUAGCAAUGUCGGCAUCAAAGCGCUGGAUAAAUUCUAUCCCUACCGUUAUCGUGAUGCGCUCAACGCCGAGCAGCUGAAAGAGGUGCAAGAGCUGCUCAUCUCGAAGUGGAUGCUGCUCAAAGGACGCUCAACGCUCGACUGUGUGCGCAUCUACUUGACAUGUUGCCGCAAGUGGCCCUACUUCGGCGCCAGUCUCUUCCAAGCCAAACCACGUCACUCCGAUCAAGCCAUGGCCUGGUUGGCCGUCUCCGAGGAUGCGCUUAAUGUGCUCGAGCUUAGCUCGAUGACGCCAAUGGCACGUUAUCCCUACACCUCGGUGAUGACUUUUGGCGGCUGUCAGGAUGAUUUCAUGCUGGUCGUCUCCAACGAGGAUACGCUGGCUACAUGUGGUACACAAGAGCAAAAACUGCUCUUCGCUAUGAGCAAGCCAAAGAUACUCGAAAUAACGCUCUUAAUCGCCGACUAUAUGAAUGCGCUUGGCCACACCGUGCCCGGCACGCCGCAAAUGAAUACGCUCACCCGCAAUGGCUCACAUCGUUCGCUGCGUUCACGUCCCGCUGGCGGUGGCACUGGUACCGGCACCGGCACGGGCACCGGUCUCGGUGGUUGCGGCACCACCACAGCUGGCAUGUCCACCAAUGCGACCACAACGGCGCACAACACGCUCAACUCACAUGCCACUCAUACACUAAACUCGACACAUUCGCAUACGCUGAGCUCGUCGCACUACAGUGGCGGCGGUGGUGGCAUCGGUGUUACGCAUGUCGGUAGUCAUCAGGGCACCAUGAGCUCAUCACAUGGGCACGCUCAUCAUCAUCAGCCGGAUAUAUUGAAGAGUACGCCCGAUCAUCAGCGCAUCAAGUAGAGUGAACGUAAUUGUAAAUAAAUUAGUAUAGGCAUAUACUAGCUGGUUAUUUAUUAUAAUUGCGCGCCAAAAAGUAUGUUAAGUUUACAAUUUAGCGACCAGAUGACCCAAAAUAAAUCAUUUAGUUCAACUAUUUUUAUCGAGCUGAAGUAAUUUAUAGCUAACAUGCUACACCAUCUCUUUCGAGCUACCAAAACGGACUUAGCUCGAACCAGGUUUCCGUGGUAAAUAAAAAAGCCGACCUUCCGUUAAACAAUACACAUUGUUGCCGAGAGAUUUUGCUUACAAUAAUACAAAUUUUUCUCCUAAGUAAAAAAUUUGUUUACAUUCAGCAAGCUUGAAAAGCUUUAUGAAGGGUCUGUAAAGCUUAUGAGAUUUUCAUUCCUGGGCUCGGAAGUCUUCCAAUGCCUAUGAAGUAUUCAACUACACCGUAAAACUAUAACUAGAACCUUAAACGUUUUCAGUCGUCUCUAACUGUACAUUAUACUAGAAACUUUCUUUUUUAAUCAACGACGAUGCUAUUAAGAUAUAUCUUAGGUUCUUUAAGAAAGAAAUAUCAAGAAUCGAAAGUCGAACUGCUAUGUUUCCUAUUUAAAAAAAACAAUAACAAAAAUUAAUGUUGAAAAAAGUAUAGUUGAAAAAAAGUAUAAAAAUAAAAGCUUAGUAACGGUAUUUUGGUGCUACUAAAGCACAAGUUAAAGCGAUUAAUAUUAAGUUUUUUCAGUUUUUGAACGUUUAACUUUUUGUAAAAGCUUAUAUCUCUCACAUGUUACAAAAGGCCAGCAAUCUUAGCAACUUACUGAAAGCUCAAUAAAGCUUUCAUUGGUUUUUGUUGUUGUUGUUGUUAUAACGAUUAUCUAAUCCCCGUUUGGGUGAUAAAUUCUAGAUUCGUUGUCGUCGAGGUCAUCUAACGGAAGGCCCAGGAAACGAGCUGUUUCGACGGGGUCGGACCAUAGGGAAAGGGGUGUUAGAUGAGUGGGGUUUGUAGGGCAUGCAAAGAGGUGGUUAGUGUCAUGCGGAGACUCAUUGCAUGCAGGACAUGUGUUUAGUAUGUCGGGGUCUAUUCUGGAUAGGUAGGAGUUUAACCUGCUACAGUAUCCAGAACGAAGUUGCGCGAGGGUCACUCUAGAUUCGCGAGGCAACUCGAGCUCUGUGUCUGCAAUGGGUGGUGGUUUGACUCGUAUUACGCCAUUCACUGAAAGGGAGUCGGUGAAGGUGUUAAUGGCUCCACUGUGAAUGGCGGUCAGUGCUUGUCUGAAGUUAGUUGCGUCCGAAGUCUGGUCGACGUGCUGUCUGAUGUCGUCGACGUAGUCAAGGAAGGACCUCUUGAUGUUCCUAGGAGGCUGCUCCGCUGCAAGCAGGCGUCUGCAGGGGUGGUUUCUGCGAAAACAUCCCAGCAGAAACUGCUUGGAGAGGAGCUCAUUAUGUUCCUUAACCGGAAGCAUACGGGCCUCACUGUGUAGGUGUUCGAUUGGGGACAUCAAGAGGCACCCCGUGAUAGUCCGGAGUGCAGUGUUCUGACAAGUCUGGAGCUUCUUAUUCUGCGUGUCACUACAUCCAGGCGACCAUAUUGCGGCUGCAUAAUUGAGGACCGGCCGGCCGAUUGCCUUGUAUGUUGCCAACAACGUUUCUUUGUCCUUUCCCCAUGAGCUGCCGGCAAGCGACUUGAGGAUUUUGUUGCGGCUCUGUACUUUGGCAGUUAUCGCGGUCGUGUGAGGAGUGAAAGAGCACAGACUGUCCAAAGUGACGCCUAAAAUUUUAGGGUUAUUUACUGUCGGAAUUUUUGUGCCAUCGACUGAAAUGUUCAGGUCCAGUCUGUACUCCUUCGUCCAAUUGGUGAAGAUGGUCGCUGUGGAUUUAGUGGGGGAGAGUGUUAAGUUCCUUGCAGAAAAGAAGCGAGAAAGAUCGGAGAGGUAGCCGUUUACUUUUGAACACAUGCCAUCGAUUCCAUUGCCCGACGUCAAUAUCGUACAGUCAUCUGCGUACGAGGUCACUGAAAUUCCCGCUGGUGGCUGGGGGAGUUUCGAAAUGUAGAAAUUAAACAGUAGCGGGGAGAGGACACCGCCCUGCGGAACCCCCUGUUUAAUUUUUCUGAGUUUGGAGUUUUGACCUCGAAAUAGUACGGAUGAGUGUCGACCGCUCAGGUAGUUCAUGGUCCACCGCUUCAACCCUGGAGGGAGCGCAAAUUUUACGUAAAUGUAAUUAUUUGGAAGAGAACAUAAUUUUUCAUUGGUUUUUAUACCACUUCAGUGCUCACUUAAUAGUUGAGAAUUGUUAUGAAACUAAUUAUUUUUCAAUGUUUUUGUAUGGAGAAUAUCACCUUCUAAACAAAAACUCUGCCAUAAAAGCUCACAUAGCUUUAAAGCUUUUAUAUAUAAUAUAUAAUAAUUUAUUUAUUAUAUGCGUGCCUGAAAAUGUGCACAAUUUUACAAAAGAAAGUUAUAUAGUUAAUAUUAGAAAGUGAAUGGCAACUUUAAAAAGCAAUCGGAGUUUCAGAGCUUUAAUUGCGUAUGCUGUAAAUGCGCAAAUUUUACGUAAAUGUAAUUAUUUGGAAGAGAACAUAAUUUUUUUUUAGAGAGAACAUAAUUUUAGUAAGCUUUUUUAAAGCUUUCGAUUUUGUGUCGUUGCUGAAUAAGUUUGCACAAAAAGCUUUGCGUGUUAGGCAAAUGUAAUCAUUUGAAUAAUUUAACAGUUGUUUUUUAGAAAUUGCAUAAAUUUAGUAAGCUUUUCAAAGCUUUCAAGCUUGUGUCGCAGGUUUUGAAAGCUUGGACAAACAUUUUUGUGUGUUUGAGCUAAGUUGGUUGUUGCUGAAUGUGUAAUUUAAUGUUCUGGUUUUAGUUAGCACCAAAAUACCGUUACAAAA
This is a messenger RNA of Bactrocera oleae (olive fruit fly), 10126 nucleotides long. RefSeq lists its product as uncharacterized. The record is from RefSeq and is a predicted model, not a curated record. NCBI's taxonomy places the organism in Eukaryota, Metazoa, Arthropoda, Insecta, Diptera, Tephritidae. Gene Ontology annotation, cellular component: cytoskeleton.